CCUCACUACCACCACCAGCAGCACUCCCACCACCGCGGUCACAGCAGCUCAUGCGUCCGCCUGCUCCGGGGUAGACGUCCGUCCGUCCGUCCGUCCGUCCACCAGGGGAACAUGCUAGAAAACGGGAGGAAGGUGUUCAAGGAGGGUCUGCUGGAGAAGCGAAGCGACGGGCUGCUGCAGCUCUGGAAGAAGAAGCACUGCGUCCUGACCGAGGACGGCGUGCUGCUGCUGCCGCCCAAGCAGCACGACCAGCCGCAGCAGCAGCGCGGCGGCGGCGGCGUGGGAGGCGUGGGGGGGGACACGGGCAAAGUCAAGGAGCUGCACUUCGCCAACAUGAAGACGGUGGACUGCGUGGAACGGAAGGGCAAGUACGUCUACUUCACGGUGGUCACGCUGGAAGGGAAGGAGAUCGACUUCAGGUGCCCGCAGGACGAGGGCUGGAACGCGGAGAUCACCCUGCAGAUGGUCCAGUACAAGAACCGGCAGGCGAUCCUGGCCGUCAAGUCCACCCGGCAGAAGCAGCAGCUGCUGGUGGUGCAGAUGCCGGGCCAGAAGACGGUCCGCAGCUCGCCAAACGUCGCGUGACCUCCGGCGGGUCCCGCGGACAUCGGUGCACCAUUGUUAGCGGUUAUUGGACACUCAGCUGGAGGAUGACUCCCCCCCAUUCCGCUCCACCACAGACCUCCACUCUGCCACACAGACCAGCUUCCCCUUUUCAAUACAGAGACUUAUUUCACAAAAGACUGAUGGAC
This is a messenger RNA of Etheostoma cragini (Arkansas darter), 752 nucleotides long. It is a transcript of the gene phlda1, whose product is annotated as pleckstrin homology-like domain, family A, member 1. Gene Ontology annotation, biological process: positive regulation of apoptotic process. The record is from RefSeq and is a predicted model, not a curated record. The transcript has 2 exons. Gene Ontology annotation, molecular function: phosphatidylinositol phosphate binding. Lineage: Eukaryota; Metazoa; Chordata; Actinopteri; Perciformes; Percidae. The coding region runs from base 112 to 585 and encodes 157 amino acids.